Molecule: messenger RNA, 855 nt
Organism: Egretta garzetta (little egret)
Lineage: Eukaryota; Metazoa; Chordata; Aves; Pelecaniformes; Ardeidae
Gene: CFAP184
Product: coiled-coil domain containing 96
Exons: 4
Coding region: 1-855 (284 amino acids)
Biological process (GO): cilium assembly
Cellular component (GO): axoneme; ciliary basal body
Source: RefSeq, a predicted model, not a curated record
AUGUCACGAGCUACGCUGAUUGUAAACUUUAAGACUCUGAAAAGGUCUUUGGACUUUGAUGAAGCAAAGCAUAAUCAAGUAACAAUUAAUGAGUCAAAUGCUGGUGCUUUUUGCUGGCAGCUGUUAAAAACGAGCCUGGCUGCCUACCGGCCCAGCAGGCAAGCAGCAGGCUUGCAGCCGCGUCGCAGCGGCGUCCCGGCCGAAGGGACCAGGCGAACGCGGAGGAGAGGAGGGUGCGAGGCCCGCAGCACCAGCGGGCUGGGGGAAGGCGGGCACUGGAACUUCAGGCACCGACAGGCCCGUCUGGAAAACAUCAAGCUCAAGCACGAAAUCCAAAACCUCGAAACCACCUUGAAAGCUCAGGGAGAACUGGUCAAGAGUCAACAUUUUAUGGACUUUGAGCACAUGAAGAAAGAGAAUCAGAAACACAGCAAAAAGAUCGACGACCUCAGUGGUGAAAUCCUGAAGCUCAAAAAGAAGGUAUCGAACACAGUGCAUAUUCUCAGCCAGUUCAGGGAAAAACUACAGUUUGUGGAAGCUGAAAAUCAAGGCAGAAGGGCUGAGCUGAUGGACAUCGAGACCAUCCUGUCACAGAAGAGAGACAUUCUGACCAAAACCAAACAGGCCAGAGACAGACUGCGGAGAAACAAUUUGAAAUUGCAGCAGAAAUGUGGGUUGCUUGGAAAUGAGAUCUUGCUGAGGGACUUCGAGGAGAAGGUGGAUACUGUAGAGCUGCUAAGUCAGAGACUGGAAACACUGAAACAUCACCAUGCUCGUCUGAUCCUUUCUUGUAGGGGAAUUCAGAAAAAAAUAAAGGAAGGAGCCAUCAGCCUUGUCCUUAUUCAUGGUGUGUGA